CAGAAUAGAGUAUUCUCCAAUGUUUUGGAAUUUUAAGGAAAAUGGAGACUUUGCAGACUGAAUGGAGACGAAACGAAGCAAAAACACCCAGAAAAUAAGUGAAAUCGAUGCGCUUCCACGGUUUUAAACAGCUUGGUCGGCCAUGGAUUCGCCACAGACUUUUGUAGAGGAAAUAAAUAUCACCGAAAUCGACUUCAAGGAGGUUGUUGGUAAAGGUGCGUUUGGUGUUGUAAGUCGAGGAAUAUGGCGAGAUAAAUUAGUUGCUGUUAAAAACAUAGAAACAGAGUCUGAGAGAAAGGCAUUUUUAACAGAAUUAAAACAGCUAUCACGUGUCAGUCAUCCAAACAUUGUCAAACUUUAUGGUGCCUGCACAAAACACCCGGUAUGCCUUGUUAUGGAAUAUGCAGAGGGUGGUUCACUCUAUAAUGUUUUACAUGGCACUCAGUUUCAACCUGAAUAUACGGCAGCUCAUGCAAUGAGUUGGGCAUUACAGUGUGCACGAGGUGUGGAAUAUUUACAUGGAAUGAGUCCUAAAGCUCUCAUACACAGAGAUCUCAAACCUCCCAAUUUGUUGUUGAUUAUGGGAGGUACUGUGUUGAAGAUAUGUGAUUUUGGAACAGCUUGUGAUAUUCAAACACACAUGACUAAUAACAAGGGCAGUGCUGCUUGGAUGGCACCAGAAGUCUUUGAAGGUAGUAAUUACAGUGAGAAAUGUGAUGUAUUUAGUUGGGGAAUUAUACUAUGGGAAGUUAUAACACGACGUAAACCAUUUGAUGAAAUUGGUGGACCAGCCUUCAGAAUAAUGUGGGCAGUACAUCAAGGUAAACGUCCUCCAUUGAUAAGAAAUUUGCCAAAGCCACUAGAAUUGUUGAUGACUAGAUGUUGGUCUGGUAAUCCUGUAGAACGACCAUCCAUGGCAGAAGUUGUCAGAAUUAUGCAUCAUUUAUUUCAGUUUUUCCAUGGAGAUGAUAAACCUUUGGUGUAUGAGGAUCCAGAUUAUUAUGACCAGUCUGAAUAUAAUUAUCGAAGCACAGGAAGUAAUAUUAGUCAGUAUGGAACAACAGUAUCAGCAUCGCCACCUGGUACCGUUAGUCAGCAACUAAUAGACUCACAUGGUGGUACAAUAAAAAACACAGUUCCGCAAGGCAUACCUGUUCACGUCGCUUAUCAACCCAACAGAUCUGCACCUAUUGUAGUUGAGACAACCAAUCGUUCACCACCUAAGAUUGUGAUUGAGGAAGAACGUGUUCCAGUACCUGGUCAACAAAGUGCUCCAGCUUCUUUAGCAGCAAGUCUUGAAAGUUUAUCAAGUCCACAAAGUUCUCGAGCCGAAACACCUGUACAAGCUGAAGCGACACACAAACGUAGAUCGGCCGAUUUUACUAACUUCAAUGAUAAUAAUCUAAACUUACAAAAACCAGGCAAUCAUCAGAGAGUUUUCGGUCAUCGACGAUCAGGGUCACAUGGCACGCCUUAUGUAUUUUUACCAACGACGGUACCAGAACAACCAACGGCCCUAGCUCUGAACAGAUACCCAUCUUGUGAAACACUCUUGCUUCCACAACCACAAGCUAGUUCUAAUACACGAGGUUAUACUCACAAGCGUAUUGGAUCAGAUGAAACGAAUCGCGUAUCAAUACCCAGUUUUGGUGGUGGUAUUGGUGGUGGUGGUGGGCCAGUACAUCAAGUACGAACAUAUCCUAGUAAUCUAAACCAGGCUGGUAACACACGGCAAUCACCAGCACGCUCAGUAUCUCAUCAACCACAGACGUCUGAUCAUGGAGGAGUUAAUAAUUCGUCGGGGCAUCGUCCAAUACAUAUACAGACUUCUCCACAACCAGUUAAAGCAGGUGGUGAGGCUAAUGGGCAGGUAUUUAGUAACAUGAUGAGCAUGGUUUAUUUAUCACUGGAUAAUCCUCUACAGCCCUUGGCCCCUUUUCCAGAGAACGUGGAAUCAAUGGCGAUAUAUGACGAACAUUGUAAUUUAAUGCAGGAAUAUUUACGUGAAAGAACAGAAAUGGCUCUACUCAUACAACGAAAACAUGAGUUGACAAAACAGUUUGAAAGAGAAGAGAGAUUGAAUCAACAGAGUAGUGGUCGUGUUGCUAACGAAUAUGCUAGAUUAUCCACAGAAAAUGAAAGCUUAGUAACAGCCCAUCGAGAACUGACACGAGAAGUUACCAACCUAAGACAACAGAAGAGAACAGCUGUACAUUGAUUAUGGACCAGUUGGGCUUGAUGGCUUCACCCUGACCAUAAUACUAACUUGUUAAAUACUGUAAACUUUGUUACUUUUAAGGGCAUAAAAUAUUUUAGUGUUAUUAAUUACUGGUCCUACUGAUUACCUCCAACAGCGGCAUAACUAUUUCAACAAUUUGUCCGACAUAAAGAACUUUUAAAAUUUUGAAUAAAUAGAUAAUUUUGUUAUUAAAGAUCCAUUUGCUGAUGAAAAUAAAGGGAAAUAAUUUGUACAUAGGCCUAAUAAUGUUAAGCUUAAUAGUUUAUACAUAGGCCUAAUGAUGUUAAGCUAAAUAGUUUGUACAUAGGCCUAAUAUUCUUAAACUUGAUAUUUUUUACAUAGGCCUAAUGAUUUUAGGCUUAAUAGUUUUUACAUAUGCCUAAUAAUAGGUUUUACGUAGCCUAAUAAUAGUUUUUACGUAGCCUAAUAACAUUAAGCUUAAUAGUUUGUACAUAGCCCGAAUACUGUUAAGCUUAAUAGUUUUUAAAAAGGCCUAAUGAUUGUUUUACAUAGGCUUAAUGAUUUUAGGCUUAAUAGUUUUUACGUAGGCCUAAUGAUGUUAGGCUUAAUAUUAUUUUUUACGUAGGCCUAAUAACUUUAAGCCUCAUAAUGUUUGUACAUAACUUUAAGCCUAAUAAUGUUAGUACAUAACUUUAAGCCUAAUAAUGUUUGAACAUAACUUUAAGCCUAAUAAUGUUUGAACAUAACUUUAAGCCUAAUAAUGUUUGAACAUAAAUUUAAAUCUAAUAAUGUUUGUAUAUAACUUUAAGUGUAAUAAUGUUUGGUGGGAGAUUAACGAGAUAUAUUUUUAAAGUAUUAAUUAGAGAAAAGUCACUUACUAACCUUUAGUUAGGAUCUUCUGCUUUUCUUCUAAACAAAUUUAUUUCAUUAAAUAAAAUUUAACAUAUUGAUGAGAAGACUUUUUUUUAACGGCUGUUUUAAACUCUCUCUCUCUCUCUCUCUCUAGUGGAUUUAAUAAAUACAAGAUUUAGAAUUUCAUCCGCCAUCUCUCUCUCUCUCUCUCUCUCUCUCUCUCUCAAAAUUUGUUCUUUAAGAAAGCAUUCACUUUGUGACUGUUGUCUUCAGGUCUUAGACUGGUGAGUUAGCUUAUGCAUGGAUAUAAAUAGACUGUUAUUAUUAUUAUUAUUAUAAUUUGGUGCACAAAGGGAAACAGAAGAGAGAGAGAGAGAGGUUUGUGUUUAACUUACUGACAACCAUACUGCUAAUUUUUGAAGUUGUGUUUUGUUUUUUUUUAUAGUUAGAUAUACUGAUUAUGUAAUAAUGGUUUAUAAUUACAAAUAACUGGAAGAAGCAUUAUUAUGUAAGAUUUAGAUAAAGAGCUUGUCGUUCUUGCUAUAAUAUUUAAAAAAUAGUUCAUGAAGAAUGAAGAUUUUGAAAAUAUCAGUGAAAUUACUAUACUCUGAUCUUAGUUAUCUUUGUUUCAAGGCAGUGGUUCUCAACCUUUUUUUGCCAGCGGCACACCUUGGAAUACAUGAAAACAUAGUGGCACACCUGGAUAAAUAUAUAUGAAAAAUAUUUGAGUUUUGCAAAAAAACCCAAAACAUGGUAAGUCAGACGGCAUAUAGCCAUAGACAGAGACUAGUCAUAGACGCAUAGAAAGACUCAAAUUGAAUAAAGAACUUAUCGGUCGGCACACUAAGGAAAAUCUCGCGGCACACUGGUUGAGAAUCACUGCUUCAAGGUUCAACAAGAAUAGCAUACUCUGCUCUCGAUUUUCCAUAUUUGCAUUAACCAAUUAAAUAGCACUGGUGAUCUAACCCAAUUAAUAUCCAAGGCACCAGAUGGUCUAGAGAGUUGAUUAUGGAAUUAAUGUAUAUAUAAUAAUUUAAAUCACAUUUGAAAUCAGGAAUUAAGAGCUUGAAUAGGCAGAUUUAGCUCUUACAUAAUGCAUGGUUAAUUAAUAAACAGAGUAUUUAGUGAU
Patella vulgata (common limpet) is the source of this 4181-nucleotide messenger RNA. Its product is annotated as mitogen-activated protein kinase kinase kinase 7. Gene Ontology annotation, biological process: positive regulation of canonical NF-kappaB signal transduction; protein phosphorylation; JNK cascade. The record is from RefSeq and is a predicted model, not a curated record. The coding region runs from base 143 to 2218 and encodes 691 amino acids. Lineage: Eukaryota; Metazoa; Mollusca; Gastropoda; Patellidae. The transcript has 20 exons. Gene Ontology annotation, molecular function: magnesium ion binding; protein tyrosine kinase activity; ATP binding.